AAGGCCACCUUGUGUUGUUGAGAAAGAAAAGCCUACAGCGGUAGCUUUUGGUUAGGUGGAUAUACUGCAGUUCUCGGCGAAUUUAGUGAGAUCAUUUUCUCAUAACGAUGAGGGCGGGGUGUGGGAGCAUCACAGAUCUCAAUGCAUUGGAUGGUUGCUGAAGCUGCGAGGAAGAGGAAAGAUGUAGGACCAUAGUGAAUGAUUUGGGACUGGAAGACUUUGAUUCGCGCUGGAAAUUAAUUACACGGUCUACUGUCCCCAAGGAAUAUGAAGAAGAGGAAAAAUUGGAAACUUAAUUCUUUGAAGCAGUGGAAGUGGAUUAAAUGAACGUGUCUGAGGAGGAAUUGUAGCAACUCAUUGUCAUGGCGAAGAAGGCCCGUACUAAGGGCGAAAAGCCCGAAGCACUAAUCUCUGCCCUACAGGCUGCCAAUGAAGACCUCAGGUCGAAACUGACGGACAUUCAAAUCGAAUUGCAUCAGGAAAAAUGCAAGGUGACUAAGCUGGAACGUGAGAAGGUGCAGGAGGCCAAGCGCAUCCGCGAGCAGGAGCAGCACCGGCACACAGUGGCACUGACUGAGCAGCGGGCCAAGUGGCACGAAGAGAAGAUGAAGGAGCUGCAGGCGCUGCGGGAGAGCCUGGUGCGCCAGCACGAGCAGGAGCUGCUGCGCCACGGCAAGAUCAAGGAUGGUGAGAUCCAGCGGCUCAAGACGGCCAUGAGCGCACUGCGCGACGGCAGCGGCGAGAAGGUGCGCACAGCCCUCACGCUGGAGGCCAAGGAGGAGGCGCGGCGCUUCUUUGACCAGGAGCGCGUCAAGCUCCUGCAGGAGAUCGCCGAGCUCAAGUCCUCCAAGAAGCAGACGGACGAGGCGCUCAGCACCAUCAUCCAGGCGGACAAGAUGAAGGCGGGAGACCUGCGCUCAGAGCACCAGAUGCACCAGGAGCAGAUCACCAAGAUCAAGUGGGACUGCGAGAGAGACAUACGCAGGCUGGUGGAUGAGAUCAAAGCAAAGGACCGCACCGUCUUCGCCCUGGAGAAGGAACUGGAGACAGCCACAGGCUUCCUACAGAAGCUGCAGCUACAGAAGGAUGCCCUGGACGAGCAGCUCUUUCUGGUGAAGGAGGCUGAGUGCAACCUGGGCAGCCCCAAAAGGGAGAUCCCUGGCCGGGCAGGCGACGGAGCCGAGUACUGCGGGAGCCCCGACAUGAGAAGGAAUCAAAGGCGUGUGGCUGAGCUGAACUCGACCAUCCGGAAGCUGGAGGAUCGCAACACACUGCUGGUCGAGGAGAGGAAUGAGCUGUUGAAACGUGUGCGGGAGUCAGAGAAGCAGUGCAAACCCAUGUUGGAGAAGAACAAGCUGUUGAAUAAAAGGAACGAUGAGCUGACUCAGUCUUUACAGCGAAUGGAGGAGAAACUGAAGGGUUUGACCAGGGAGAACAUGGAAAUGAAAGAGAAAAUUAGUUCUCAUCCUCCACUAAAGAAACUGAAGUCCUUAAACGACCUUGACCAGGCUCACGAUGACCAGGAGAUUGAGUUCCUUAAGCUUCAGGUUCUCGAACAACAGACUAUGAUAGAUGAACUGACAAGAGACCGAGAGAAAUUGCUAAGGAAAAAGAGACAUAAACGAAGUUCCAGACCCAUCAAGAGGCACAUUGUUGUGGACACCUUCUUUGGGUACGAUGAGGAGUCAAUGGAUUCAGAGACCUCGUCAGUAGCUUCCUUGAGAAUGGAUAGGACUCCUGCUACUCCAGACGAGGAUUUGGACGAGGGUCUGGCUCGUGAGGAGGCAGAGUUGCGCUUCCGUCAGCUGACGCGGGAGUACCAGGCUCUUCAGCGCGCAUACGCUCUCCUGCAGGAGCAGAAGGGAGGCAUGCUGGAUGCGGAGAUGGAGGCCAAGGCUCAGGAGCAGCUUCAGGCAGAUGUGCAGCGUUACCAGGCCAAAAUCGAGGACCUGCAGAAGGAGCUCACACUCAAAGGACAGGACUCAAAAUGGGUGGAAGAGAAACAGCUCUUUCUGCGACGGAACCAAGAACUCUUGGAAAAGGUGGAAAAGCAAGACAGUGAGAUUGGGCGACUUCAUCAGGAACUGCAAGACUCCAAAGACCAGAAUGAGCUCCUGGAGUUCCGUAUCUUGGAGCUAGAGGAACGAGAGAGGAGGUCUCCUCCUUUUAACCUCCGGAUCCAUCCAUUCUCUGAAGGAGUCAGCGCUCUCCAGAUCUACUGUAUGAAAGAGGGGGUGAAGGAUGUGUGUAUACCUGAUCUCAUUAAACUUCUAGACAUACUGGGAGACAAUGGGAACUUACGAAAUGAAGAGCAAGUAGCCAUUAUUCAAGCAAGCACGGUGCUUUCUCUUGCUGAAAAGUGGAUACAGCAGAUUGAGGGAACGGAGGCAGCACUACACCAGAAAAUGAUGGACUUGGAGCUGGAGAUGGAAAUGUUCUGCAAGCAGAAAGGUUACCUUGAAGAGGAGCUGGAUUACCGAAAGCAGGCUCUGGACCAAGCUUACAUGCAAAUCCAGGAGCUGGAGGCCACCCUGUACAAUGCCCUGCAGCAGGACAAGGUGAUCAAGUACGGCGAGCCACUGACGGACACGCAGAAGGACGAGCUGCGCACGGCCGUGGAAAAGCUCCGCAGGCAGAUGCUCCGCAAGAGCCGAGAGUAUGACUGCCAGGUGCUGCAGGAACGCAUGGAGCUGCUGCACCAGGCACAUCAGAGGAUACGUGAUCUGGAGGAUAAAACAGACAUCCAGAGGAGACAGAUCAAAGACCUUGAGGAAAAGUUUUUAUUUUUGUUUUUAUUCUUUUCUCUUGCCUUUAUCCUUUGGCCUUGAUGUCUGCUCAGUCAAACAGGCAUCCCGUAGAUCAUGUCUGCAGCAGCAUCUCCCCGGUGAAGACCCAGGCCUUACUCAUGACUCUUAAUAUUGUGUGUGGAUGGAGGUGGCGUAUGUUCAAAUGGACUCAGUCUGGACCCUCUGAGAUAUUUUUUAUUUGGGACCCUUCUCCGAGAUUCCACUGUGUGACUGUGCUGGACUUAGCUCCUCCUGGGAGCUUUCUGCAACUACUGUGGAAUUAUUGGAAACAGACCUUCAGCUUGAAGCCUCUCAACCUCUUUCUUUUUCUCUAUCUCACUCUCUGUUUGAUAUUUAUAGACAUACAGACAGACAGGCACACACACACACACACACACACACACACACACACACACACACACACACACACACAUGACCACACACACAAAUGCUCACACAGAGUCAGAAACCAAAGUCUCUGCCAUGCAGGGGAACACCAUUGCCACCUGAAAAGAGGUUGAAGGUUAUACACAACCAGACCAAUACACUGGAUCCUCUCUCUCUUUCUCCUUUAUUCUUUCUUUCUUCUUCUUCCUUUCUUUCUUGCUCCCUUCCUUUCUCUCUCUUCUACUCAGAUUUCUCCCAUGCACUCUCUCUCUCCCUAAAUAGAGGAAAAGACACAUACAGACGCUGAUGCAACCCCUCCAGCCCUAAUAAUGUCCAGGGGCCCCUCUCAGACUCAGGUCCUCCGACCCACCACCCAUUUCAUCCCCAGAGACAGGACAGAGCGGAGGCCUCUCAGCCUGCCAGGGAAGCAUGCCAGAUGGGACAGGGGGGUGGAGAGGGGUGGUCGGACAACAAACUCUACACCCACCAACCAGACCACCCCCAGUCCGAGCCUACAGGGUGCUUCAGAGAACCACCCAUGUCCUUUUAUUUUUUAAAGAAAUCAAAUAGAUCUGAUGGAUUUUUUUUUUUUUUUUUU
Messenger RNA from Alosa alosa (allis shad), 3771 nucleotides. RefSeq names its product janus kinase and microtubule interacting protein 2 (gene jakmip2). The record is from RefSeq and is a predicted model, not a curated record. Bases 363 to 2828 code for a protein of 821 amino acids. NCBI's taxonomy places the organism in Eukaryota, Metazoa, Chordata, Actinopteri, Clupeiformes, Clupeidae. Gene Ontology annotation, molecular function: microtubule binding; kinase binding. The transcript is spliced from 22 exons.